GAAUAUUUUUUUUACUUACAACGGGCCACAUUCUCUGUGGGGGUUGGUGUUACUAUUCUGAAGUUAAUAGAGUGACACUAGAAACAAAUUUGUUCUUCUGUGCUUUCUUAUGAACAGAAACAACUGCUUGCAUCAGAGUAAGAGCCCUCAGCGCUCGUGGGAGAGCACCACGGAUGGAAGCUCCAGUUACACAAUUCCUUCACACAUCAUAUGACCCGCGUCACUGUCUUUGCUGAGGAAAGCACUUUAGGGCCUGACUUAAAGAGACUGACCACGGCUUAAGGCAAGCGAGUGCCGGCGGAGUCGAGAGAGGCGAGCAGCAACGCAGACUCUCUCGUUGCUUUGGGAAUGCUAACCUAGAUGCCAUGGGGAUUGGCAGCAGAACUGAACAAUAAGAAAACCACCAACCUAGAACUAGGAGCAGAAGAUUCACGUACCCCCGAGGCAUGCGGGAAGACCCUGAACAUGGCCAACGAAAGUUUUGCAGACUUCUUGAAUAAGCUCAAAGAAAUUCAUGAGAAAGAGGUCCUAGGACUGCAAACAAAGCUAACAGAGCUGACAACCGAGAAGUGUCGCGAUGCCCAGAGAAUGGAAGAGCUAUUUGCUAAAAACCAACAGCUAAGGGAGCAGCAGAAGGUUCUUAAAGAAAAUGUAAAAGUGUUAGAAAACAGGUUGCGAGCAGGUCUCUGUGACAGAUGCAUGGUUGCUCAAGAGCUCGCCAAAAAGAAGCAAAAUGAGUAUGAAAACUCCCACUUCCAGAGUCUUCAGCACAUCUUCAUCCUCAGUAAUGAAAUGAACAGGCUGAAGGAGGAAAAUAAAAACCUGAAGGAAGAACUGAAGAGGCUCCGAAGUCUAGAGGACCGAACAAAGCACCAAAGAGCCCUCUCCAGAGAAAGCAGCUCCACCCCCGACUCCCCAUUGGCUUUACUCUCCCCCGUCAGCUGGAAACCCAGCACAGACAAAGCAGCUAGCAGAGACGCAGAAGACGGGUACCAUGAACAGCCUGGCCAACCACUGGCAGAAGAGCAGUCUGCAGGACAGAGAAGUUCUCUGGGCAAGCGGAUUUCUCCAAGUCCUGUUCUCCAAGAAGCACGUGCUCUGGAAACGACUUCCCAGAGGAUAGCUAACCAGCUGCACGGGACCAUCGCCUUGGUCAGAGCUGGGGCCAGACCGUGCCUCCCGGAAAUCAUCUCUGCCAGGAGAGCAACAUCACCGCCGGAAAGAAAACCCUCCCUGUUCCUGGAGUGUGAGCGCAGCCCCAGCCGUGAGGCUUGCUUAAGAACAAACAAGCCAGAUUCCCACAAAGCCACUUCGUCCUGUGAAACUCUACAACUAACCCCCAGGAAGGAGCAGCUCUGCCUCCUUAACCAACAUUUCCUUCUGCGCCAGUUUGGACGCAAGAGCAACUGUGCUUCUGCAGAUAGGGACGCUAGCUCACCAAGCCGCUUGCUCCGGGCCAGAGAGGAUGAAGACAGAACAAGGCUGCAGGAGGAAUGGGAUGAGCAAGCUGCCAUUUUAGAACUCCCUGGGGCUGUAAUGUACACACGGGACCAGCAUUUGGAGGGGAAGCUUCAGUUUCUUAAACCCAGAGAGAGGCUCCAGUAUCUCCUGGCACAACAGCAUCAGCGAGGAUUCAGGGCUAAGAGAGAAGGCGACCAAAAUGCAACUCCAGUUCCGGUUGCUCGUGAGGAAAGGCCCCUUUCCCCACCACCUAGCACAACCGUGGGGUGCAAAGAAGAGAAGUCGCUCCUGCAGGAACCUGUGGAAGGGGAAGGUGUGUGGAGAAACAGGGACAGCGCGGAGCAAAGGGAUAAGGCAGCGAGAGGGUAUCUCCUGGAUGCACCUCUGGACCUGUCCGAUUAUGGCAGGAGGGAAAACCUAAAACCUGCCAGCUGGCGCCCAUCCCUCAAACAGCGUGAGGCGGACAGUCCGAGCCCAAUCCAAGCAGAAAGCCCCGCUCCUCAGCCAGGCAGGAGCGCCAGCGCGCUCUCAAGAGCAGAGUGUGAGAACUCCCACCUACCCAGCAGCCAGCUUCGUGCGGCCAAAGCACUGCCCAUCAGCAAUGAGAUGGAGCAGCUGAGCGCCAAAGAGCAAGAGGCCAUUGCAGCAUCCUUGGGCACUUCCACACAUGGACAGCCCACUGGCAAGCGAACUUCAUGUGAUGCUGCCACAGAGUCCAAGAUCCCGGUGGGAGUGUCUCCGAGGGCACAGAUGCAAGAACCAGGCGCUCAACCAGAGGAGGACGAUGAAGAGGCUGUGAAGCAGGACUCCGAGGAGCCCAGCACAUCUGACAGCGAGGAGGCUGCCGCUUACGAACAUGAAAUCCACCAAGAAGAACGCGCGGAAGGAAAACAUUCGUGCACAGAGAACAAAGAUGAGGUCUUGCAAAAGAAAAGAAAAAGAGGGCAGGAUCCAGGGAUGACAGCAUAUAAGAAGUCAGCAAGAGGAAGAAGGAAAAUCAGAGCUCCCCUAGCGAUGGCUGAUGCAGCCGAAAUGACAAAGGAAAGAGAGCACGACAGCCCUGCUUGCAGCAAUGACGUCUUUGAGGAGAACUAACUGAAAAGUACGACAGGAAGUGAUCUCCUAGACCCUGCAGACUGCAGGAAAAGGCUUGAACCGGGAGCCAGAGAACCCAGUGUUUGACCCCAGCUCUGAUACCGCCUCCCUCCGCCAGUUGGGCAAGUCAUGCAACCGCUCUCCCCACGAAGUGCGGACAACAACGUUUUUGUUAGCUGCGGGGAGCUUUUGGGGGACUAAUCCCCAACCGUGUGCAAAGCACUUUGAAGACCCUUGUGGUGUGCUAAGUAUUAUUGCUGUGUCCGAGGCAUGAACCCGUGGCUGGGAGCCAUGUACCGUGGCGGAGCCUGGGCCACACCGCUAAGCUGAAGCAAGGCCUGGAGAACUAACAGACCUGUGCUUUUCGCACUCUCCAACGAGAGCAGAACUUCACCGGAAAGCAAGUACUGGUGAUGCCUGUCCGCCAUGGCGCGGCGCAGACACAGCAGGUGGUAUCAGAGGCUGUAUCACUGCUCGGGCUUAAGGGUCUGAUUCCUUGCUCCAGCACAGCACCUCUGCACUGGUGCCACUCCGGCACUGAGUUGCUGUCUGUGUACGGCCUGAUGCUGGACCUUACUGGAGCGGGCACUUUGGCUGCUGUCUGCGAGAGGAGAACUAAGGCCUUAAACGCAGCGUUGCUUUGGAAUUCUGGCAUCAGGGAAGCAGCAAAGACUUUAGAGGGUGCGCUGUCAAGGCAUUUCAUACAAGGAGAAGCACGUCCAGAGGGUAAUUACCAGGACAAGCUGAUGGCAACUGGGCUUUACACGUUAAACUUCCCUUUUUUUGAAUUUCUGGCUGUAGGGUAAAAGCAGGUGACGAGGAGAACACGUCACACAGUUAAAUGUAUUCAGGCGCCCUUUUCUCAUGCGCGUACAGCCUACGUUGAUUAAACAGCUGUACAGG
Molecule: messenger RNA, 3459 nt
Organism: Pelodiscus sinensis (Chinese soft-shelled turtle)
Lineage: Eukaryota; Metazoa; Chordata; Testudines; Trionychidae
Source: RefSeq, a predicted model, not a curated record